This is a messenger RNA of Armigeres subalbatus, 1359 nucleotides long. RefSeq lists its product as uncharacterized. The transcript has 2 exons. The coding region runs from base 1 to 1359 and encodes 452 amino acids. Gene Ontology annotation, molecular function: nucleic acid binding. The record is from RefSeq and is a predicted model, not a curated record. Lineage: Eukaryota; Metazoa; Arthropoda; Insecta; Diptera; Culicidae.
AUGAGCCAAACCGUUCUGGGCACUCACUCCUACGAUAUUAGCCGAACCGUUUUCUGGACCGAUUCCAGCACCGUGUGCAGCUGGCUCAAUUCCGACCAACACCGCUACAAGCAAUUCGUUGCUUUCCGGGUCGGAGAAAUCCAAGAACUGACGAAGGUGGCAGAUUGGCGAUGGAUUCCAACGCAUCUCAACAUCGCAGACGUGGUGACAAAGUGGGGGAAAGGAGGUCCGCCGUUGCAAAGCGAAGGUGAAUGGUUUAAUGGACCGUCCUUCCUGUAUCGGCCGAAAGAAGAGUGGCCAAAGCAAGAGCCGGAGACCAAAGAGACGGAGGUAGAAGCGAGAGGGGUUGUACUGUUCCACGAGGUGAUCGAUGCCGAACCGAUUUCCCGCUGGACAAAACUGUUGCGGGUGACCGCUAGCGUAUUACGGUUUAUCGCUAACUGCCGACGAAAGGGGAGAGGAGAGCCGAUAGUGACCAUACGAGCUACGGUGAAGCAGCGGCAGCUGAUUGAAGCGACUGCAGUGAACUACGUGUCAGUAAAGGUUCCACUCGGACCAAAAGAGCUCCAGCAAGCAGAAACGGUUCUCUGGCGACAGGCUCAAUGGGAUAGUUUCCCGGAUGAGAUGAGUGCGCUCACGAACAACCUGAAGCGCAAACCGGGAGAACGGAUGGAAACGUUGAAAAAGGGCAGCCCGGUAUACAAAAGCUCGCCGGUAUUGGACGACGAAGGCGUUCUGCGAAUGGAUGGUCGGCUUGCGAACUCCGUGGAGAGUUCCUUCGAUAAGAAGCAUCCGAUCAUUUUGUCAAGGUUCCACGACGUCACACACAAAUUAAUCCAGCACUACCACGACCAGUUCGGACACGCCAAUUCGGAGACCGUCUUUAACGAGAUGAGGCAGCGGUUCCAGAUUCCGAAAAUGCGUCCGGCGAUACAACAGGUAGUGAACAAAUGCGUCUGGUGUAGAGUGAACAAGUGUCGGCCACGUUCACCGAGGAUGGCUCCACUUCCCGUCGAACGAGUCACGCCUCAUCAACGACCAUUCAGCUCCGUCGGCGUCGACUAUUUGGUUUUCACUUGUUUGGCUGUGCGUGCGGUGCACCUGGAAGUUGUGCACAGUCUCACGACCGAGUCGUGUCGAAUGGCCAUCACUCGUUUCCAAAGCAAGUUUGGCAGGCCAAGUCACAUAUUCUCGGACAAUGCCACUUGCUUCCGCGGAGCGAACAAUGAGAUGAUCAAGAUGGAGAAGAUCAACGAAGAGUGCGCCGAAGCCGUAAGCAGUUCGACUACCGCCUGGCAUUUCAUUCCGCGGGAACUCCACACAUGGGAGGUGUCUGGGAACGAAUGGUGCGGUCGGUGA